UUUUCAUGUUUAAUGUGUUGAAUGCGUAUAGACUUAUGAAGCAAUUUUAGUGAUUUAUUAUUUAUAAAAUAUAGUUUAGCUACAGUUAUCGUUUUAAAUAUCAAUUAAUAAAAAUUGUACUUACCCAGUAUUUAACACAUUUUAGCAUAAAUAUUGUUUUUAAAUAACACAUAGGAAAUAAUGUUGAUCAAUUUUAUUUAUUUCUUGAUGUGCGUGUUUUCCGUUUUCGGACUUUUCUGUGAAAAGCCAUGUGAAGUAUGUCCGGAGUAUCCCGGCGGAAGAAUUCCCAUAUCUGACAAUUUUACGACAACCGUAAAUGUUCCAGAAGAAUGCAUGAAUGGAACAUUCCGCUGGCAUUCUCCUGCAGGUCACACCAUGAUGCAUUUUCAAAAUGUGACAGAGAUGAAAAGAAUCUGUAUUAAAAAUAUUAGUCCAUAUACAGACUACAAUAUAACGUUCACAGCUACAAAUCAGCGACUAGGAACCUUUGACAAAGAAAACUUGGCCUGUUUUAAUACAACAUCUGGACGAGACAUCGUUCUUCAGGUGACUGCCAAUCCAUCAAGACGCUACCUGGAAAUGUUUGAAUACAGAAUUUACAAAUGAUGUUGUUGUUUAUUUUCAAAAUAAAUUUUUAAAUGUCA
This is a messenger RNA of Ruditapes philippinarum (Manila clam), 644 nucleotides long. RefSeq lists its product as uncharacterized. The coding region runs from base 181 to 606 and encodes 141 amino acids. The record is from RefSeq and is a predicted model, not a curated record. Lineage: Eukaryota; Metazoa; Mollusca; Bivalvia; Venerida; Veneridae. The transcript is spliced from 4 exons.